This is a messenger RNA of Nelumbo nucifera (sacred lotus), 1518 nucleotides long. RefSeq names its product electron transfer flavoprotein alpha (gene ETFALPHA). Gene Ontology annotation, molecular function: flavin adenine dinucleotide binding; electron transfer activity. Gene Ontology annotation, cellular component: mitochondrion. Gene Ontology annotation, biological process: fatty acid beta-oxidation using acyl-CoA dehydrogenase. The record is from RefSeq and is a predicted model, not a curated record. NCBI's taxonomy places the organism in Eukaryota, Viridiplantae, Streptophyta, Magnoliopsida, Proteales, Nelumbonaceae.
AGCUUAUCCAAAGUCCAAAAGCAGCUUUUUUUAAGGUUGGUUAGGUGGGCCAUUGUGGCGUCCUUGCCCUGGACGACUCCUGGUUAUGCCUCCAACUCCAACUCCGACUCCGACUCCGACUCCGACUCCCAGACAACAAUCUGACCAGUAAGGAUCGGAGAAGGCCACUCCAAAACUACCAGAAGAAAGACUACAAUCCUGAAAUCUCAAAAAAGCUCUCAGCUCUCAAGCGAAAAUGAUAGCUGUUGCGAUGCUCCGAGCUCUGAGACCACGACCGUUCAUCAUUUCUUCGUCAUCUCCAUCUUCACCUCUCACUUCCGUCUCAAGAUAUAUAAGCACAUUGGUUUUAGCUGAACAUGAAGGCGGGCUUGUAAAACAAUCAUCCUUGAGCGCAGUGGCAGCUGCAGGGACUAUUAGUGAAGGAAACUCCAUUUCUAUGCUAUUGGCUGGGUCAGGCCCAUCCCUUCAACAAGCUGCUUCUCACGCUGCCUCAUGUCAUCCUUCAAUUUCUCAGGUGCUCGUGGCCGAUACAGAUAAAUUAGCACACCCACUUGCUGAACCAUGGGCUAAGCUAGUCCAUUUGGUUCAGCAGCAAGGUAGCUACUCACACAUAAUUGCUGCAUCAAGUUCAUUUGGUAAAAACAUACUACCACGAGCAGCUGCUCUUUUAGAUGUUUCGCCCGUUACAGAUGUCAUUGAAAUUUCUGGACCUCAGUUAUUUAUCAGGCCAAUUUAUGCUGGAAAUGCUCUUUGUACCGUUCGAUACAUGGGAGCAGAGCCUUGUAUGAUGACUAUUAGGUCCACAUCUUUUCCAGUGCCCUUGAAUUCAUCUGAUUCAAAAUCUAAUGGGGCUCCCAUUUCCCAGGUUGAUCUCUCAACCUUUAGUGAAGAUGGCAUUGGGAAAUCUAGAUAUCUAAAGCAUACAUCUCAGGACACAGAACGCCCAGAUUUGGGAAAUGCACGUGUAGUAGUCACUGGAGGUAGAGGCCUGAAAAGUGCAGAGAACUUUAAAUUAAUAGAGAAGCUUGCUGAAAAGCUUGGUGCAGCAGUUGGUGCUACCCGAGCUGCUGUUGAUGCAGGAUUUGUUCCUAAUGAGCUCCAGGUUGGGCAAACUGGAAAGAUUGUUGCCCCUGAGCUAUAUGUGGCAUUUGGGGUAUCUGGAGCCAUUCAACACCUUGCAGGAAUGAGAGAUUCUAAGGUCAUUGUGGCUGUUAAUAAAGAUGUGGAUGCACCUAUAUUCCAGGUUUCUGACUAUGGGCUUGUAGCAGAUUUAUUUGAGGUAAUACCUCAGUUGCUGGAGAAGCUUUCUGAAAAAAAAUAGAUGAUUGUAUUCGAGUCACUCAUUUCCAAAACAGUGCUUUAUAUAGUUAUAUGUACUAACAAGGAAAGUAAAAGUUCAAAUUAAGUUUAGUGGCAAAGGGAACUUUUAUAUUCUUACUUACAUGGGAAUAACAUUGUGUUCAUCCUAGGCAAAGAAAGUCAUAUCAAGGAAAGAGAAAUGCAUACAGUUAUGGUAAA